Molecule: messenger RNA, 780 nt
Organism: Neoarthrinium moseri
Lineage: Eukaryota; Fungi; Ascomycota; Sordariomycetes; Amphisphaeriales; Apiosporaceae
Exons: 1
Coding region: 1-780 (259 amino acids)
Source: RefSeq, a predicted model, not a curated record
AUGUCUCCUUCAGGAUUACCCGAUAUUCCCAAGAUCAAUCUUUCCUUUCCACUUGUCCCACUCGCUGUCAAAGCCUUCGAGUACACCAAAGAGCACACGAGUGAGAUAUUGUACAACCAUACAGCACGCACCGCCUACUGGGCUCUGAUACUCGCAAAGAAACUGCCGCAGUUCGCGAGCAUCGACGUCGAGGUUGUGGUCGUGUCGUCCAUCUUACACGAUGUCGGCAUGGCUACAGACAAGGGCAUGCUGAAGAAGGAGCUGCGGUUCGAGGUCGACGGCGCCAACAUCGCCCGGACCUGGCUGACGGGCCAGCUGGCGGAGGAGGGUGGUGGCUGGGACGCCCAUCGUGUCCAGCUCCUGUGGGACGCCAUUGCGCUGCACACGACGCCCUCGAUCGCGCUCCACAAGCAGCCCGAGGUCGCGCUGAUGCUCAUGGCGACCAUGGCGGACCUCUCGGGGCCCAACUUCCAGGGCGGCGGCCUCAUCACCCUGGACGAGUACAAGGAGGUCGUGCGGGUCUUCCCCGUGGUCGAGCUCGGAGUCGCCAACACUAAAGCCACCAUGUGCGGUCUGUGCCGCGACCGCACCGAGGCCUCGUUCGACACCCUUGCCGGCGAGUUUGGGCGCAGGUUCGGCGUCGACGGGCAGGGCGGCGGAAAGGACGAGUACGAGAAGGAGAGGGAGCAGGCGAUUGGGGGCCUUGUCGACCAGAUCAUCAAGGGUGUGGGAUAUGUGGAACAAUUGGGUAAGGAGAUCGCACAGGAGGCCAGCCAAUGA